AUUCCUAAUUAAUUCAUAUUCAUUUUAUUUUCAAAGUUUGACGAUUGACGUGAUUUUCCCGCUUCUUAUUAUGAAAAAUUGUAUCAGAUUUUUGAUAUUUUGUUUUGAAUAUCUAAAAGAAAAUGCAUAAUACAAAAAAAGGAUUGCAGGAAUUACUAAAAAAAAUAUUGUACCAGACACAUCCGAAAAAAUAUACGUAGACACAAAUACAAAUACAACGCUUCGUCCAGAUAGCCGUUGUACAGGCACAAAGAUGUGGUUGAAUGAAGUUACGUGCACAAAAACCGCCCCUUUUGUCUUACUUCUAACAUGAUAACCACUAACUAAUACACGGAAAUAAAAGACAAGACAUGAUUUGGAAAGCAAGUCCAAAAUGUGCUCAUUUGGUCUCUUGUGGAGAGUUGUCUCAUUGGCAAUCAUACCACAUCUUCUCAUUUUUAUAUUCACAACGAAUUAUAUUUAGUUUAAACAAAUAAAGCGCUUUUUCAAGUCAAUCACCGGGUGGUAAAUAUUGAUAUCAUAAAGGACUGAUCAGGUGAGUUGCCGGUGCAAAUUACUAUUAAAAUAGUUAUUCUUUCGACGUGUUCAAGAGUUGCAUGUAUUUAUUUCAUACUUGUUUAUUGUCCGUGUUUUCAGAAAAAAUCCCUGACGCAUGGAGGAAAAGUACGUAAAACAUGCGUUGCUAUUUUCCCUAUGUAUCUUAGAACAAAUCGUAUCGGUAGGUUUUUUUAUGGAGCUAUGAUAGAAGAGACCAUAUUUGACCUAAUAGAAACUCUUGAGUCCGCCGCUUCGUACGCAUACGUUUUCUACAUGAAAUAAUUCCGUUGUAAUUAUUUACACAAAAAUGUAAAAAUAUGACAGAAAAAUAUCAAAAUAGGUAGAGUUCGUGUUGCUCAAUCCUUGGUUUUCUAUGUUGUGUUUUGAAAACAAUUUGUAUUUCGUCGUUUUUGGUUUUUGCCAUGGCAUUGUUUUAAUUCAAAUGUUGUUAAUACACACACACGGUGAACAAUUUGAGAGAAAAAACAAGUAUAAAACAAGAAUAACGAAAAUGGGAUAAAUUUUGAAAUAAAAUGAUUCGGAGGACCUUGCAUCAAAAAAUGAUUUGAUAUGUUUUUUCAGUUAAUUUGUUUUUCAAUCGUACAAUUUCAACACCAAAUAGAUGAAAUUCAAUACAAAACAUAUGCCAAAAAUAUUCUUUUAUGUGGUAUUUGUUGUUUUCAAUUAUUAAUAGUCUAUUUACUUUGAAAGAGAGCAGAAGCACAACUAUUAUGAAACUGUCUACAGACAAUAUCAUAACAGAUGAAGAAAACAUAAAAAGUUCGACGAAAGGAGUACAGAUAAAAAGUUCUACGAAAGGAGUACAGAUAAAAAGUUCUACAAAAGGAGUACAGACAAAAAGUUCUACAAAAGGAUUACAGAUAACAACUACCGUUGCCAAUGCAACAGAGAAACCAACAUAUGAUGGAAGAAUAAACAGCAAGCAAACUGUAGAGAACACCGAUCCAGGUGAUGCGGAAACAGUCACAAAUUCGGGACCGUCAGGACAAGAACAGUUUUAUUAUUGGUUAUUAGGAGCUGGACUGGUGCUGGUAUUAUGUAUAUCGGUUAUAUGCAAUGCUUGUCUCAACCGUAGGUGUCGAACCAAGACAUGAAAACAAAAAGCAAAAGAUAAGUCAGCAAGUGAUAAACAGCUCAACAAGCUCCCUGGCGAAGAAGAUAAUAAACCAAAUUCGCAUGAAAAGGCCAUUAUGAUUCAAAUUGAGGAGGAAUCUUCUAUGUAUGAAUCAAUUGAUGAAAACAAAAUGACGCAUUAUGAUUACCCUGAUCAAUAUGAUAUAAAAAAUAUCGAAAGAAGUCCAGGUCUACCAAAACGUCGUGAUAUGUUAUCGUCCUCCAAACCAUCAUAUUUAGACAUUGUCGACGAUAACGAUUCAACUAAAGUAAUUGGUUCUUUAGGAGAUCUGAGCUUAAAUAAAUCAAAAUCUACUGAAUUAAGUACGUCGUGUACAAAUAUGUCCCUAAACAAACCACAAUUAAAUAACAAUGCUGGUAGAUUAUCACCGCAUUUGAAUAAAGGAAAUGCUGUCGGAAUAGUGCAAGUGCAUUCCGAAAAUAAACCGGAAUCUAUAAAUUUGACUGACGGCGACGAAUCAUCAGACGAUUGUGACGUCACGUCCGUCAAAACAGAUGAAUAUUUACAUCCAUAUGUACCGCUCAUUACAGGUGAAAUGGAAUAUUUACACAGUUACACUACUCCAAUAAAACAAGAGUUGUCACCAACAUACAAGGCAACAAGUGCAAUAGAGUCUAAAAUAUUCAUUUCGUUAAAUGGAAAUCACUCAAUUUCUAAAGACAAUGCCACAGAUCCAUAUGUGCCUUUGAAUACGAAUGAAAUUGAAUACUUACAUACUUACACACCGAUCACAUCUGAGUGUACCUACACAAAAACAAAAUCAACAUCAAAUCUCGAAGGUGUUGAAGCGCAUACAAAGUUUGAGUCGUCAGGAAAUGCUUUAGUUACAAAUCACUCAAAUUCUAAAGACGAUGCCACACAUUUAUAUGUACCUCUAAACACAAAUGAAAUUGAUUAUUUGAAGACUUACACACCGAUCACGUUUGAAUCUACUUACUCAAAAACUAAGUCUAGAUGCGCUGAAACAAGUACUUUAGAUAAAGUAUCUUGCUCGAAAAACAAUUUUCUAACGAAUGAAUAUGAUGACUGUUUUAGUUCCAACACUAAUCUUUCAAAAGUGUAAAUAUUUCCUAUAUUUUUACAAACAUGUGCACCAAUUAUGCAAUUAUAUUUGUUAUUGCACUAUGUAAAUAUUGAUAGCUAAAUAAAUUUCUUAUAUUGGU
This is a messenger RNA of Mytilus californianus (California mussel), 2856 nucleotides long. RefSeq lists its product as uncharacterized. The coding region runs from base 1749 to 2756 and encodes 335 amino acids. The record is from RefSeq and is a predicted model, not a curated record. The transcript is spliced from 4 exons. NCBI's taxonomy places the organism in Eukaryota, Metazoa, Mollusca, Bivalvia, Mytilida, Mytilidae.